GGCCUUCCGGUAAAAGCCGGAAGACCUGCUGGACAAGUUCAAAAAGAGCUAAACCCUUGGUUUUAGUCAAAUACAUCACUAUCUAUUAAAGGAAACCAGACCUGAUGUGGAAGUAGAAAUCCAAUGUGUGAAUAUACAGAAACUGCUUCAGUUGAUUCAAAAUGGGAACAACAAGUGAUGAGAUGGUAUCGGUGGAACACACCUCCUCGUCCUUCAAUCCUCUGUGUUUUGAAUGUGGUCAGCAGCACUGGACAAGAGAAAAUCACUUGUACAAUUACCAGAAUGAAGUGGAUGAUGACCUGGUCUGCCAUAUUUGCCUUCAGCCUCUAUUGCAGCCAUUAGAUACCCCCUGUGGACACACAUUCUGCUGCAAGUGCCUCAGAAACUUCUUACAAGAGAAAGAUUUCUGUCCUUUGGACAGAAAAAGACUUCACUUUAAGUUGUGUAAGAAGUCUAGUAUUCUAGUUCAUAAACUUCUGGACAAAUUAUUAGUUGCAUGUCCUUUUUCUUCAGUGUGCCAAGAUGUAAUGCAGCGCUGUGAUCUGGAGGCACAUCUUAAAAACAGAUGUCCUGGAGCUUCUCAUCAGAGAAUUGCCUUAGAGAGAAGGAAAACCAGUAAAACUCAGACAGAGAUUGAGAAUGAAAAUGGAACCACUGUAAUAGAUCUCCCAAGUACCCUAUCACCCGAAACGGACUGCUCAGGGACAGGCACAGUGCCCGCCGAACGGAACUUGACCUCUGCCUCUCUUCCUGUAUGGACUGAGGAGCCUGGCCUGGACAACCCUGCCUUCGAGGAGAGCACCAUUGCAGAUACCACACAACAGCCACCUAGUUUACCAGAAGGUGAAAUCACCACGAUUGAAAUUCACCGAUCUAAUCCUUACAUUCAGUUAGGAAUUAGCAUUGUGGGUGGCAAUGAAACACCACUGAUUAACAUCGUUAUCCAGGAAGUUUAUCGGGAUGGGAUAAUUGCCAGAGAUGGAAGGCUCCUUGCUGGAGACCAGAUUCUUCAGGUCAAUUUUAAUUCUAUUAAUUUGUAUCAUUUUGAGGGGAGGCUCAGCAGCAAUGAUCGCGUGCUCGCCAUCAAUGGGCAUGACCUGAAGCACGGAACUCCUGAGUUGGCCGCCCAGAUCAUUCAGGCUAGUGGAGAAAGGGUCAAUUUAACAAUUGCUAGACCAGGGAAACCCCCGCCUGGUAACACUAUCCGAGAAGCAGGAACUCAGAGCAGCAGCCAGCACCAUGCGCAGCCACUGUAUUACAGCAGACCCAGCUCACAUAAGGAUCUUACCCAGUGUGUUACAUGCCAAGAAAAACACAUUACUGUAAAGAAGGAACCUCAUGAGUCCCUUGGGAUGACAGUAGCUGGGGGCAGAGGAAGUAAGAGUGGUGAACUGCCCAUCUUUGUGACCAGUGUGCCACCUCAUGGCUGCCUUGCACGCGAUGGCAGAAUCAAGAGAGGUGAUGUGUUGUUGAAUAUCAAUGGCAUUGAUUUGACCAAUUUAAGUCACAGUGAGGCUGUUGCUAUGCUGAAAGCCAGUGCUGCAUCCCCUGCUGUUGCCCUUAAAGCCCUUGAGGUCCAGGUUGUUGAGGAGGCCACCCAGGCCACGGAUGAGCAGCCAAGCACUUUCAGUGAAAACGAGUAUGAUGCCAGUUGGUCCCCAUCGUGGAUCAUGUGGCUUGGGCUUCCCAGUUCCCUUCAUAGCUGCCAUGAUAUAGUUUUACGAAGAAGUUACUUGGGAAGUUGGGGCUUUAGUAUUGUUGGUGGAUAUGAAGAGAACCACACCAAUCAGCCUUUCUUCAUUAAAACCAUUGUCUUGGGAACGCCUGCUUAUUAUGAUGGAAGAUUAAAAUGUGGAGACAUGAUCGUGGCCGUGAACGGCCUGUCAACUGUGGGCAUGAGCCAUUCCGCAUUAGUUCCCAUGUUGAAGGAGCAGAGGAACAAAGUCACUCUCACGGUUAUUUGCUGGCCUGGCAGCCUGGUGUAGAUUUUGAAAUUGGUUUUGAGUCAAACAUCUUUCUUUUUUAGGUUUUGGAGAAAAAAAACCUUUUGUUUUAUUGUAUUUCUGGUUGUUAGGAGCUAUUGGCACAGCUGGUAUAUGCAGGGCCCCAAACCACUAAGAUUGUCCUUCUCUUGUUUAAGUGGUUUAACUCAAGUUAGCCACAUUUCUUUCCUCUUGGAAACAGUUUUCCACUAAUCCUAUGAGUUCAUAUUUUCAGAAUGUGACCUAUAAUAAUGAAUGAAGUUUGUCAAAACUGUGACCAGCCAGCUAGAUUCGAGGACUUCUGGUGGCUCUUUGUUUUCACUGACCGAAUCAGAUAAUGAGUUACAUGUGCCCAAGACUGGUAUCAGUGAAGACAGGAGCAUAGCAUUUGCUAUCACUGUUACUACCAAUGCCAGAAUGGGCAGAUUUUAAAUUUGGAUGGUAACCGUUUCCCAUUUUUCAUAGGUGCCAACAUUUCAAAACUGCAUACUGUUUAUAAGGUGAUUUUUCUGGCUUAUUUCUUCUUUAAUCUCUCAGUGCUCAGAGAUGAUGAAGAAAUAAUUUUGACACCACAAAAGAGAUUUAUUUAAAAAAACAUAAACAUACCUUUAUUAGAAUAUUAGAGAAUAAAAGAUAACAUUAUCCAGUGACAGGAAUUUGGGAGAUAAUUAUAGUUUAGUACUAGAGAUGUUAAAAGCUGCAUAUACUUGAACAGUACAAAAGCAUUAAAGAUUCAUUUCCAAAGAAAUGUUUUAUAUAGGAAAAUUUUGAAGCAGUUUUUGCUAAAACUAUUUUCUAGAGUUUGUAUUAUCCUUCUGUCAAUAAACCUGGCUGGAUAUGUUUUUGUGAUUUAUGCAAUUAGAUCAUAAAGAUAAAACCAUUCAAUACACACUUAUCCAACACAGCUAAGUAGGAGAAGCUAGACUUUUAAAAUUUUAUUCUGUAAGAUUCUUGAGUGUUUUAGAAACCCUUAUUUUUCACCAUUAGUCCUUUACUUAUUAUUUUUUUUUAAGUGAAAAGUUCUGUGUUGUUUUUUAAAAUCUGAAAUAGUAGAUUUUAGAUAUGAAUAUCUUUCUAUCAGUUUUUGGUCACUAGACUAUUUCAUAUUUUUUGAGAAGUUUUUGAAAGCUAUGACCAGCCCAUUAUGUUUGUCCUUUAUUCAAUAUGGUUGUCCUUCAGAAGAACACAUAAAGGUGUGAAUAAGAUAAAAAUAUCCUUACCUUUUUAAUAUUGUGCAUACUUGAAAAAAGUUUCAUUAGAAACAUAGUUCAGAAUCUGAGCUAAUUUACAAAUGACCUCUGUAAUGAAUGGUAUUGAUGAUCAGAGGAUGUAUUUCAAAAUACUACAGUGUAUUAUGAAGCAUGACCACUUUGUUUUCAAACUUAGCAAUUGCAUUGCUGUGUUCAUUGUAUUCUAGCAUGCCACUAAUUAUUCCAGUUAGUUUUAUAAUGAUUUUUUAAAAUAUAUCUCUUUUGAAUAAAUAAGAAAUGGAAUAAUUAUUACUAACUUGUUCAAUCCCUGAGCCACACUGUACUCGACAGGUAACCAACAUACAGUGGAAUGCCCCAUGCAGUAUAUUACUGUUAUGUCAUGAUUGACUUUGGAAGCAAUUUGAUACUGAAAUGCUUUGAUAUUCUAAUUGACAUGGAACAAGUUUUAUUCCUGCUCCCCAAGUAGAAUUUUGUAACCCACUUUGCUAUUUUUUUAAACGUUUUAUAAAAAUGAGUCAUUUCUUGGGGAGUGGCCAUCCAUCAACAAAUACCCUAACUGCUACUUUGUUAUAUAUAAAAUAGUUUUCACUGAACCUAGUGGUAUAAUGAGUAUUCUGAAAAGAAGAAAUACUUUUCAAUAUUAUUUUUAUUAUGGAAAUCUUGAAAUCAGCUUAAGCUAAUUUGGUUUUAUUACAAAAGAUUAUAUAGCUUUUGGUCAGAAUGAUAUUUGGUGAUGGAAAUUUAUUCAUAAUUUAUUGUUACUGUUGAAAUAUUUGAAUUUUGUCAUUUGAAGCUUAAACAGUUAAAUAUUUCUAUUUGUUCUGUGCCUUCAGUUUAAAUUAUUUCAGGAUUUUCCAGAUAUGUUUAAAUAAUGGUGUGAUGAUCAUUCUUGAUGGAAAUAAAAGUCAUCAUUUCCAUAAUA
Messenger RNA from Myotis davidii, 4115 nucleotides. RefSeq names its product ligand of numb-protein X 2 (gene LNX2). The record is from RefSeq and is a predicted model, not a curated record. Gene Ontology annotation, molecular function: ubiquitin-protein transferase activity; protein binding; metal ion binding. NCBI's taxonomy places the organism in Eukaryota, Metazoa, Chordata, Mammalia, Chiroptera, Vespertilionidae.